CUUUGAUUGUUUGUUGAUUUGGUUUUGCAUUCAAAUCACUAAUCAGUUGAUUAUUGUCUGUCACCGAUGGAAGCGUUCCUCAAGAACUACAAACCAAAUGCCAACCCAUCAGACGAACAGCCCGUCGAUGAGUGUCUCUUCAGAGCAGACAUGAAGGCGGCUCUGAAGCCAUGGGUCGAGAAAUAUCGGCCCAACUCUCUGGAGGAAGUGGUCCAUCAAAGCCAUGUCAUAUCAAUGCUCUCCAAGUAUUUGACAACCGAUUGCUUCAAUGAAUUACCGAAUCUUCUGCUGUUUGGUCCGCCGGGGACGGGAAAGACGUCCACUAUUAUAGCGAUGGCUAAACAGCUCUUUCAGAGCCAAUACAAGAGCCGUGUCUUAGAGCUGAACGCUUCCGACGAGAGAGGGAUUGGUGUCAUUCGUGAAAAAGUCAAGUCUUUCGCUCAGCAAUCGGUGUCUUCGGCGACGUCGAAGACGAUUCCGUCCAUAAAACUGAUAAUUCUUGACGAAUGCGAUUCAAUGACACGCGACGCCCAGUCGGCCCUCAGGAGGACUAUGGAAAGGGAGGCGAAGACGACUCGCUUUUGUUUGAUUUGCAAUUAUGUGUCGCGAAUAAUAGAGCCGUUGGUCUCCCGAUGCUCUGUAUUUCGGUUCAAACUCUUAGACUCUGGGCUUUCGGUACAGAAAUUGAGACAAAUAUCAGACUUAGAAUCGGUUCAUAUUAAGGAUGAAGUGCUCUCGGAGUUGGUCUCACUUUCCGAAGGAGAUCUGAGACGAGCUAUCACUCUAUUGCAGUCCUCGGCUCUUAUCAAAGAACCAGACGAAGAGGUGACCAUCGAUGACAUACACGAUGUCUCCGGUUAUAUACCCAACAAAUAUAUUCAAGACUUUAUAUUCAUUUGCCGCUCGAAAUCAUACGAGAAAUUGACUGAAUUUGUGGCCCAACUCUUUGAUUGCGGUUAUUCUGGCGCUCAGUUUCUGCUGCAAACACAUGAAUGGCUCGUAGAUUGCGAUGAGUUAUUGCUUUCGGACACUCAGAAGUCAGUUAUCAGCGAAAGAAUCGCUUUGAAUGAUAAACGACUUCUCGAUGGCGCCGAUGAAUACCUCCAGAUUCUAGACAUCGGCGCUCUUAUCCUCAAAACUAUUGAUUCCCAAUAACUAUAAUGUCUUUUCUAUUAAUGCCAAACACUCCAUGAACUACUCAUUCAAGUUAAUUGAUUGUUAAAUUGAUAUUA
Molecule: messenger RNA, 1232 nt
Organism: Oppiella nova
Lineage: Eukaryota; Metazoa; Arthropoda; Arachnida; Sarcoptiformes; Oppiidae
Source: the annotation of a GenBank genome assembly